AACUCUACAUGUACCAGCAAAUAUACACAGACGUGUUUUUACCUAAGUGGUGGCAUACCACGAACACCGUUUUGCACCUUGCUUUUUUUCUCCUGACGCUCCAUCUCUGAGAACGUCGUGGGUCACUUCGUGAACUGCUUCUGUGCUUUUCGUGGCCUCAUGAUACUCCAUUGCAUGGAGAUGCCACAUGUAUGUAAGCAGUUGGGAUGUUUAGGUGCUGAUCCUGUUAUCUGUUAUAUUUGUUGUCCUUUCCAUCUUAAUGUUCUCUGCACACUUGUUGUCUUUGUUUACACCUGAGUCAGGGUCCUGUAGGAAGCUGUGGUGUGCUGGAGAAAGCUGCGGGUGAUUUAGAUCUGUGUCCUACGAUGAGUCAUGUGUGUACUCCGUGAAUACUCAGAGAUGCUCACUGAUAGCUACUCUUCAGACACAUUUCUCCAUCAUGUUCACAAGGACUAUUUGGACCACAUCUUGCUUGUCAUAGGCAUCGCCAUCAGAGAGUCUGCGAAGGUGGUCGACCAAGCCCAGAGGAGGGUGUUGAGGGGUGUCGACGACCUGGACUUCUUCAUAGGCGAUGAAGCCAUAGAUAAACCCACGUACGCCACAAAGUGGCCAAUAAGACACGGAAUAAUUGAAGACUGGGAUCUGAUGGAAAGGUUCAUGGAACAAGUGAUUUUUAAAUAUCUUCGAGCUGAGCCUGAGGACCAUUAUUUUUUAAUGUGUUUUUAUAUGGCCUUGGGCUGGUUUCUUUGUGUUCUUUCUUAUCUUUGCAUGAGGGGACUUCUUCCUGGACAGGCUGUGUGUACAGAACCUCCACUGAACACACCAGAAAACAGAGAAUAUCUUGCAGAAAUUAUGUUUGAAUCAUUUAAUGUACCAGGACUCUACAUUGCAGUUCAGGCAGUGCUGGCCUUGGCAGCGUCUUGGACCUCGCGACAAGUGGGCGAACGUACGCUAACGGGCAUCGUCAUCGACAGUGGGGAUGGGGUCACCCACGCUAUCCCAGUGGCAGAAGGGUAUGUCAUUGGGAGCUGCAUCAAACACAUCCCCAUCGCAGGGAGAGAUAUUACGUAUUUCAUGCAACAGCUGCUGAGGGAGCGCGAGGUGGGGAUUCCUCCGGAGCAGUCGCUGGAGACUGCCAAAGCCAUCAAGGAGAAAUACUGUUACAUUUGCCCUGAUAUCGUAAAGGAAUUUGCCAAGUAUGAUGUGGAUCCUCAGAAGUGGAUCAAACAGUACACGGGGAUCAAUGCAGUCAACCAGAAGAAGUUCAUUAUAGAUGUUGGCUACGAGAGGUUCCUGGGCCCUGAGAUUUUCUUUCACCCGGAGUUUGCCAACCCAGACUUUAUGGAGUCCAUCUCGGACGUUGUUGAUGAAGUCAUACAGAACUGCCCCAUCGAUGUCCGUCGUCCGCUGUAUAAGAAUGUCGUUCUUUCAGGGGGCUCAACGAUGUUCAGGGACUUUGGACGUCGCCUGCAGAGAGACUUAAAGAGGGUGGUGGACGCCAGACUGAGACUCAGUGAGGAGCUCAGCGGUGGCAGAAUAAAGCCCAAGCCCGUGGAGGUCCAGGUGAUAACCCAUCAUAUGCAGCGGUAUGCGGUGUGGUUUGGAGGCUCCAUGCUGGCCUCAACUCCGGAGUUCUUUCAGGUCUGUCACACCAAGAAGGGCUACGAGGAGCACGGCCCCAGCCUCUGCCGCCACAACCCCGUCUUUGGAGUCAUGUCUUAGUGGUGGCUUCGACACCGCCCUUCCGGUGGCGUCGCGGCGGUGUGCAAGUGUCCUUCAGACCCG
This is a messenger RNA of Kogia breviceps (pygmy sperm whale), 1785 nucleotides long. NCBI's taxonomy places the organism in Eukaryota, Metazoa, Chordata, Mammalia, Artiodactyla, Physeteridae. The record is from RefSeq and is a predicted model, not a curated record.